Molecule: messenger RNA, 1305 nt
Organism: Erythranthe guttata (spotted monkey flower)
Lineage: Eukaryota; Viridiplantae; Streptophyta; Magnoliopsida; Lamiales; Phrymaceae
Source: RefSeq, a predicted model, not a curated record
CGAGAAUAUUUCUCCCAAACUGAUGAAAGGGCGGCAGCUCCCCGAAUUCCUGUUAUGGUCAAUAUGACAUCAGUAGCCACUUCUUCGAAGAGGAGUAAAAAACUCCAGUCAUCUUCUGUUCAUCAGCGCAGCUCUUCACUUGAUCAAAUACACGCAUCAAAUAAAAACGCGAUUUUGAUGGAUGAAGAGUCUGAUGAAGACGAAGAUCUUCAGUGCACAGAUCAAGAGGCUUUGACAUCAGCCAUCGGGAUUGAAGACAAAAAAACUGCCUAUGAAGAAGAAUCUAAAGACCCAAUAGAUUUGUCCAUUUUCUCCGGUAACCUUCGCCGUGACACUCGUGAUAAGGGCCGCGACUGUUGGACAUUAUCUGAUGGAAACAACUUCAGAGUUCGAAGCAAACGUUUCUGUUAUGACAAAUCCAAGGUUCCUGCAGGUAAACACCUUAUGGAUCUUGUCGCUGUAGACUGGUUCAAAGAUACAAAAAGAAUGGAUCAUGUUGUCAGAAGAAGUGGAUGUGCGGCUCAGGUUGCAGCAGAUAAAGGACUUUUCUCUAUUGUUUUUAAUCUGCAAGUACCUGGAUCAACACACUACAGCAUGGUGUUUUAUUUUGUAACUAAGGAAUUAGUACCAGGGUCUCUCUUGCAGUGGUUUGUUGAUGGGGAUGAUGAGUUCCGUAAUAGUAGACUGAAACUUAUCCCAUCAGUACCGAAGGGUUCUUGGAUUGUACGUCAGAGUGUGGGCAGCACCCCUUGUUUAUUAGGGAAGGCAGUUGAUUGCAACUAUAUUCGUGGUCCCACAUACUUGGAAGUAGAUGUGGAUAUUGGUUCCUCAACUGUGGCAAAUGGAGUCCUGGGACUCGUUGUUGGGGUUAUUACGUCACUUGUGGUGGACAUGGCUUUUCUUGUACAGGCUAAUGCGACCGAUGAGUUGCCGGAGCGGCUAAUUGGUGCGGUGAGAGUUUCUCACAUAGAAUUAUCAUCUGCUAUUGUGCCGGUGCUGGAAUCUGAUUCUUCAGACACGCUCAAAACAUAAACGGGUAUCAGUUAGUUAUAGAGGCAACAUACUAUUUCAAUCAUAUACUGCUCUGCAUUUAUUCAAUAUCUUCAACUCUGCUGAUGCAGAGAGAGAAAUACGUUUGAGAAUUGAGUCAAGUGCAGUGAAAUGAAGGUCUUCUCUCUUUUUUCGUAAUUCAUGACUAUUCAUAGAUGUGACGAGUAUUUAUUUGCUCUUCAUUGAUUGUUUGAAUGAUAUACACAUUACAGUUUGAAAAUCGUUACAUCAAGUUUAAUUAGACGCCAUUGUAAA